Messenger RNA from Theobroma umbraticum, 1353 nucleotides. RefSeq names its product F-box/kelch-repeat protein At3g06240-like. NCBI's taxonomy places the organism in Eukaryota, Viridiplantae, Streptophyta, Magnoliopsida, Malvales, Malvaceae. Gene Ontology annotation, molecular function: protein binding. The record is from RefSeq and is a predicted model, not a curated record.
AUGUCAAAACAAGGGAUCGUUCCAUGCUGUUUCCCUGAAGAAAUCUUGCUCCAAAUCUUCUGCAAUCUACCCAUCAAAUCCCUGGGCAAGUGCAUGUGUGUAUGCAAAGCCUGGAACUGUCUCAUCAAAGACACGUCUUUUAUUUCCUCCCACCUCAACAACCAGUUUGAAAAAUGUUCGAGAAACAAUAACCACAACUUGCUCCUUCUUAUAACUAGAGUCCGUGGAGGAGGAGGAUUCAAAUCAGAAUACUUUCUGCACUUUGAUGACCAAGAAUUGAGUGAGUACACUCAGCUGCAAUACGGCCCACUAUAUUAUCAUGAUGUUGUUGGUUCUUGCAAUGGAUUGCUUUGUUUGGUGAAUUUGUCAUCAAGUACCAUUCGCAAGUUCAUGUUAUGCAACCCCAUUAUUAGAAAGUGGGUUCGACUCCCGAGACCACGUCUUGGUAAAUGGCCAUGUCAAGCUACUUUUGGGUUUGGAUUUGAUUCGAGAAGGAACGACUAUAAAGUUUUGAAAAUCACCAAGAAUUCUGUGACAAGCAAUAUUGAGGCUGAGCUUUACUCACUUAAAAAAAAUCUAUGGGAAAUACUAGCUCCACCAAAAUAUGAUCUUUAUUCCGUUGAUUACAUGUUUUUUGUCAAUGGAGUUGUUCAUUGGAUCGGUUUUGAGAGACUGGAUGAUGAUGGACAGAGUAGCAUUAAGUGUUUGCUUUUGGGGUUUGAUAUGAGUAAUGAGGUAUUUAAGGAGAUUAUCUUGCCCGAGAGUUUGAGUAAUGUACCUCACAGUCACCGCUCAAGGUUGUCACGGUUGUAUGUCGUUCCAUAUGCUGAAUUGUCAUCAAUUGCAGUAAUUGAGGACUGUUUUGAUGGGGAACGUACUAUAUGGGUAAUGAAAAAGUAUGGUGUGAUAGAGACAUGGACUAAGUUGUUCCGUUUUGGAAGAACAGAAACCAGACAUGUCCCAAGAGUUUUGUGGCUUAGGAAAAAUGGGGGUUCCAUGCUGACGGCCAGUAGAAACUGGCAGGUGUUUUCUCACGACGUGGAGAGCAAUGAAAUUCAGAACCUGGAAAUUCAGGGAGAGGUCUUUUAUGUUUUUAGUUAUGUGGAGAGCCUAGUAUUUCUUGACCAAGUAAUUGAUGCUAGGAGUAAGAUUAAUGCUAGUGAUGAAGUAACUGAUGAUUCAAGUGAUGACCAAGUAGUUGAUGCUUGGAGUGAGAGUAAUGCCAGUGAUGAAACAACUGACGAUUCAAGUGAUGACCAAGCAAUUGAUGCUUGGAGUGAGAGUAAUGCCAGCGAUGAAACAACUGACGAUUCAAGUGAUGAUGAAGAAGAUUAUAUAAGAAGCUCACAUUGA